Molecule: messenger RNA, 960 nt
Organism: Lizanozyma spartinae
Lineage: Eukaryota; Fungi; Ascomycota; Pichiomycetes; Serinales; Debaryomycetaceae
Gene: CDA2
Product: chitin deacetylase
Exons: 1
Coding region: 1-960 (319 amino acids)
Biological process (GO): ascospore wall assembly; carbohydrate metabolic process
Cellular component (GO): prospore membrane
Molecular function (GO): chitin deacetylase activity
Source: RefSeq, a predicted model, not a curated record
AUGUUGGUUCAAAGAAUAAUGUUGAUACCAUUUGUUUAUCACAUCUUAUUUUUCACUGUUGUUACCGCAGCUAGGGUCACGGAGAAGUUCGGGUUUGGAUUGGACCGUUUACGUUCUCAAGAUACAAAGACAUCACCAAAACCACUUACCCCUGCCGAACAACCACUCCAAUUCCCCCAAUGGCUUGAAGCGUUCACCGGACUUAAAUCCUGGCCAGGAAACGAACCACCAUAUAUUCCCCUUGAUUUCAUCGACUUUAGUCAGGUGCCCCAAAUACCCGCGCAUAAUCAAGGACAAUGUCAAGGAUUGGUGAAUGCGUGUUCCUUUGACUGUUUUAAUUGUAUCAGUUAUGACGAUGUCUACACAUGUCCUCGGUUAUCUCAAACGUUUGACGACGGCCCCACGCCACAAACCAUCAAAUUGGUCCUGGACGGUGGUCUUAAGGACAAACUGACUUUCUUUACUCUCGGAGUGAACGUAGUGCGGUAUCCUCAUAUCUAUAGAGAAGUUGUAAGACACGGUCAUGUCAUGGGGAGUCAUACUUGGUCUCACAAGUACUUACCAUCUUUACUGAAUGAACAAAUAGUUGCCCAAUUAGAAUGGUCUAUUUGGGCCAUGAAUGCAACUGCAGGUCAUCUUCCUAAAUGGUUCAGACCUCCUUAUGGAGGGGUUGAUGAUCGAGUAAGAGCUAUUGUUCGUCAGUUUGGUAUGCAGCUGGUUCUUUGGAACAUGGAUACUUUUGAUUGGAAACUAUUUGAUAACCUGAGAACCGAACAGGAAAUCUUAGGCGAUAUCGAUAAGUAUACCUUGUCCAAUCAGGGUCUGGGAUUGGUCUUGGAACAUGAUACCACCUUAGCCACUGUUAAUUUGGCGAUUAAUAUUCAGAAGAAAUUGCCUAAACAGAUGACGGUCCCCCAAUGUGUUGGGGGCAUUGAUUAUAUCAAAUUAUUCAAGGAGUAG